Messenger RNA from Peronospora matthiolae, 300 nucleotides. Lineage: Eukaryota; Oomycota; Peronosporomycetes; Peronosporales; Peronosporaceae. The record is from the annotation of a GenBank genome assembly.
AUGUGCAAUGAAGGCAUGGUGUCGCGUGUGACGGAGGACACAAGCAGCAGAGACAAACUGGCACACACGCCGUUCUUGUUGCCGACGUGGGCGAGCUGCAGACUUUGCCGUUCUAAGCUGAUGAUGAAGAGAGGUUGGCGAUGGAAAAAGGAGAAAAAAGGAGGGCAAUUGAGCAGGCGGCGGCGCCAGAAGCUGGCGGUAUUCGAGUUGAGCCAGCUGAAGGCCGGGCGGAUGUGUACGAGUUUGGAGAACCGUGAAUGGGUCAGAAUGAUCCAUUCGCGGCUAUUCGGGUCUAUCUGA